Myotis davidii is the source of this 4028-nucleotide messenger RNA. It is a transcript of the gene VTI1A, whose product is annotated as vesicle transport through interaction with t-SNAREs 1A. Gene Ontology annotation, biological process: retrograde transport, endosome to Golgi; Golgi to vacuole transport; vesicle fusion with Golgi apparatus. Gene Ontology annotation, cellular component: endoplasmic reticulum membrane; late endosome membrane; Golgi apparatus. The transcript has 9 exons. Gene Ontology annotation, molecular function: SNARE binding; SNAP receptor activity. Bases 350 to 1024 code for a protein of 224 amino acids. The record is from RefSeq and is a predicted model, not a curated record. Lineage: Eukaryota; Metazoa; Chordata; Mammalia; Chiroptera; Vespertilionidae.
UUGGAGAGCUGGAGCCGCUUCCACAACGUGGAGGGGUUAAACAAACUUUCAGGGAUUCCUUAGAAGACGACUAUUUUGAGAGGCUUCCUGAAGGCACUAAUUAAAGUACUUUUCCUCAGAGCAUGUGUUCAUGUUGAAACCUGAAAGGAAUCUAAAAAGCGUACCAACCCAGUUUCCGGGGGACUGAGAUUGUGGCGGACAACCAGGAAGCGGCCGGGCUGGGAGCUGUCUCGGGUUCUCCGCUCUGGUCUCGAGGCCAGGUCCCAGGGUUCCUAUACUGUGUCCCCCAGCUCCGCGCUAUCCCUGCCCCGACCUAGGCUCCGGCCUGGCCUGUCGCUCCGGAGCCGCCAUGUCGUCCGACUUCGAAGGCUUCGAGCAGGACUUCGCGGUGCUCACUGCAGAGCUCACAAGCAAGAUUGCCAGGGUCCCCCGACUGCCCCCUGAUGAGAAGAAACAGAUGGUUGCAAAUGUGGAGAAACAGCUUGAAGAAGCAAAAGAACUGCUUGAGCAGAUGGAUUUGGAAGUCCGAGAGAUACCACCCCAAAGUCGAGGAAUGUACAGCAACAGAAUGAGAAGCUACAAGCAAGAAAUGGGAAAACUUGAAACAGAUUUUAAAAGGUCACGGAUCGCCUACAGUGACGAAGUGCGCAAUGAGCUCCUAGGGGAUGACGGGAAUUCCUCUGAGAGCCAGUUGAUAAAAUUACGUGAAGAGAGGGCACAUCUGCUCGAUAACACAGAGAGGCUGGAAAGGUCAUCUCGGAGACUAGAGGCUGGGUACCAAAUAGCAGUGGAAACCGAGCAAAUUGGCCAAGAGAUGUUGGAAAACCUCAGUCACGACAGAGAAAAGAUACAGAGAGCACGUGAAAGACUUCGGGAAACAGACGCUAACUUGGGGAAAAGCUCCAGGGUCCUGACGGGGAUGUUGCGAAGGAUCAUCCAGAACCGUGUCCUGGUCGUCGUGCUGGCCGUCAUCCUGGUCAUCACCAUCCUGAUGGCGAUCACUUUCUCCUUCAGAAGACACUGAUGUAUCGGCGGGUCCUUGAUAAACAGCAACAGCGGCUCGUGCUGAGUAAUUAAGACAAAAUGGUCACAUGAAUCAUUCUUUUGCGCUGACAGGCCCCGAAUGACCCUCCCUCCCUCUCACCACUGUUCAGCCGGAGUGCAAAGAGUGUAAAAAUAUUUUUAUUCUUGUUUGCAUGUGGGUUGGUUUCCUUUUCUAGGUUUUCUUCGCCCAGAUUUGUGUUUGUGUAGGGCAAGGUGAGGGCUUAUUUGCCUUUUGGUCCUCUCACCUACUGACCAAAAUAGCCUCUAGUGACAUUCUUCCUUGCCCCGUGGACAUGUCAGGGGUCACGGUUUGGGAGAGGGCAUAAUGAGUCUGUCACGGGGCUUCUGAUGGGCUGCGCUGUUUGUCACACAUCUCCUGUCACCGAAUUGCCCUUGUGUGAUGUCCGAGGAUCAAAACGCGGAGAAAAGCAGGGAUCAGAGCCAGUGAGCUACAGCACACCAGCCCUGUUCCCACCCCAGCACAAUGAACGUAGUCAGCCCGCCUGAGUGCUUUCAUUGUAAAGGUGGGUUUCACCGUCAGCUGCGCAGGAAAUUGACUUAGCGCUUUCUCUGUUUUUCUACGCAUAAUUUUCUUUUCUUUUCUUUUCUUUUUUUUAACACCCAGGAAUAUUUUUGCUGAGCCUGCCCAAUAUCCCACUUUUCACAACUUUGAUUACUGGCUACAAGAAAUCUUUCCAUACCCUCCCCAAAUCCCAGACUCCCCAGAAUUUGCCGGCAGCGUGAGCCCUGGCACCGUAUUUAAUGGUGACCCCCUCUCCCCUGACCUGUGUAAGCACUCCUGUAUCCUUUCGGUUUUAAUAUUUGCACUGCCAAAAGCAGCCCUCAGACAUGCGAAAGGUCUGACAAGGUUCUCCCCACAUCCAUUCCAGUAUGUAAAGAGAACAUGAAUAUUUCAGGAAGAGCAAGAACAUGACUCCGUCAGAGUGAAAUUUCGAAUGUGAUUAUAAAUAAGGUAGAGUCCUAUAGGGGGGAUCCACUAGGAAUAAACUUCACGGAAAAUGGGCGAUAACCUCCUUUGAAAGAAAGGUAUCGCGCGUGUUGCAAAAAGACAGCUUGGGUUUUUCACUAACAAAUGUCAGCAUCGCCUUCCUGAAUUCACGAUGUGUUCAAACCCCUAACAGGCUUUGUGAUCUUCUUUGGUUUCUUUCUGUCCGCGGGAACGGGGAAUUGCGUUCAGAAUGAGUUGAUUUGUGAUGAGCUUCGAGUUGCCCAAGCUGAGGUCAUUUUCCCCCUAGUCAUGAAGCAAAUGUGUUUUUCUUUAAGACUUCAUAGGCACUUACAGGGUCCGCACUAUCUUUUGAAUAUAAUUGGGAGCUUUGAGUCCUUGAAAAGCAAGCCUGUUCUCUUCAUAAAAAAUGCUAACCACCUGUGCCCAUGGAUGGAGAUCGCCUAGGUGCAGCACGUAAUGUAUCUCCCCCCCGCCCCCAACUCAGAAGAGAACCCUUAUGGGGUAGGGAAGAAAUGCAGAAUGGCAAAAUCGCCGGAGAACUUGUGUUCAGAUAAAUCAUUUAGGAUCCUGUAAAUAGAGCUGCAGCCUUUACUGUGCGGGGAUGGGUGAGAUUUGGGCAGGGCGAAGUAGGACGGCGGAGGAGUGGGAAGGCUCUGCUGAUUUUCCCGUCGGCGUAAAGGAUCCAUCUCAGCAAGGAUCUUUUAUUCUGAUAACGGAAUGCUGUAUGUGCUAAACACAUCAAGAAACCAUGAAAAAGCAAGGAAACAAACAGCCCACUUCCUUCUCGCCCUGAAACAGUAACGGGGGAGGGAGCCUCCAGCCUGUCCUCCUUCCUUCGAAGCUGUUGGCCUUCCUUCUCUCAAGUGCAUAACCAGGUCUCCAGCUGCAUCUCAGUUCCAGACCCUCCCCAGGCCACGCAGCGAGCUGGGUUGAUCUGAUCACCCAAACUUGCCAGCUCCUUCCUGUUUCACUAAGACCUGUGCUCAUGCUGAAGUAGGUGACGGAAGGAGUGCGUUGCUCACCUCUCAGUGGCCUUUUCUUUGGGGUUCUCUUGAUCAGCUCUUGCCUGAGAUUUUGCCCCAGUUCAACCUUGAGAGCGGAAAAGAUGUGAACAGAUAACCUUUGGCCAAACAGCCCCAUCACACGCCCUUGAGAGCCACCCCCCGCCAUCCCCCCGCCCAGAGUCGUGAGCACCUAGUAGGAAGCUGGUCUGAAGGUCCCUUGAAUUCCGUGCCGGGCCCUCCUGAACGCUGUGGGAGAGACUCAAACAAGCCCAAAGACAGACAGAUUGUCCUCUUCCUUCCACACUCCACCGGGGAAGGAAGAAAGCCCACACACAAUCAAAAGGUUCCAGGAACUUCAUACGUAGACCUCAACUGAUCGAUGGAGUUAAGUUGGGAAUAUUGUUAUAUUGUUUAAGAUGCCUUGCGAUGUGGGCUCAGGGGGUGGGAAGGGUGGCGGGGGGGAGUGAUGAAGACACAGAGGAGGAAGAAGAGGAGGAAGCCCCUGCCACAUAAAAUUCACUGCAGACUGCACCGUUUCCCUGACAGAAUAAAUAAAGCAGACGCUACCCUGCUCCAGAAUCCAAAGCAAUUUAAUUAACGUCUCUUAAGUUGCAAAGAGUUUUAAAUGUUCCACGUUGAAGGCGAGUGCCUGCGAAUGCGGUGGGCUUGACGUCAGCCGCCAGCCGCCAGCCUGGGCCGGGAGGCCAUUUGCGAUUCUGUUUCAGGCAGGCUGGAUUGUCUUAUUUUGGAACCAGCGUGGUGGGGGGUUUGCUUUGCUACUGCUUCUGAGCCCCGAGCUUCAAAGGCUGAAAUUAAUGGUGAACAAAAUUGUGCGGCGCUGGCCGUCCCAUGCGGGGCGAGCCCAUUGAGGGUUAUCAUUAAGUAAAGAAAUAAAGAGGGAAAAGCCUGCCUGUUCCAGAAACCUCAUCAGAUAAUGACCUCCGUGAUUGGGUUUCAUUACCAAACCAGCAUCCAGAGAUGAUCUCCUCCAGAAAAGAAGGGAGCAGGAG